AUGCUACUCCCUCAGGUCCUCCGCUCACGGACGCACCUCGCUCGCCCUCUUCUCCAGCGCUCAAUUCGCCUCCACACACCACAUACCGUAGCGGGCGCGUCUCCUCUGCGAUGCUUCUUUGCUACUGUCUCGGAGGGAUCGGAGAGAUCGGAGGCCUCGGAGCCUGCUGUCCCGUCACCGUCUUCUUCGGUGGCGGCGGGAUUGGAGAGCUCUGAUAAUGCUCCUGCUACUAUCCCCACUACCCCCACUACUCAGGCUCAGGCGCAGACACCGGCUGAGACCCAGACACCAACACAAAUUGAAACCCAUACACAAACACAGACUGAAUCCCAGACACAAACACAGCCCGAGACUGUAGGGCAGGGCCAACAAGGAAUCCCUCUGCGGAAAACACUAUCUGGCGCGCCCAUCCGCCGAGUCCGCACCACUCUCCAAGAUCCUGAAGUAAUUUCCCGCACGGCAUUUUUUAUCCGCCGCUCUGGCGAAGAGGCCAGCUACCGCAUCAUCACGCUCGAGAGGCUGCUUGAAAUCUGCAGAGACCCCACAGUGGUGCCCAAUGAUAACAUCAUGAUCAGAAAGCUGGAAGUUAACCUGGAGAGAAAGGGCUUGCUCAAGGAGACGACGUAUUACAUCAAGCACAGCGACCUUGCAGAGGAACGGAGGUGGGUGGCGGCGGGAAGAGAAGGGCCAGGGUCGCAGGAGGAGGGGGAGGCGGCUGUAGGCAGGUCACCGGUUUUGGAGCUGUUGGAGGUGGCGGAUGUGGAAAGUGAUAGGAGUAAAUAUGUAGUUAUCAAUCAUAACGUGGCGCAUCUGGGGAUUGGUAUGCGGAAGCCGCGGCCAGGGCAGUUGAUGAAUCCGGUGGCGAGCUUCUACCCGCAGCGGAUAGCGGAGAAUAUGAAGGCUCUCAAGCUGGCAGGGACAAAUACACAUGUCAUGGUGGAGGUCACGGACGGAAAGUUCCAUGCCUACCCCAUCACCACCGCUCUCGGUAUUGUCGCCAACCAGAUCAGCAGACUCUCCCACAAUCUCGACAAGAAUUAUGUCAAGAAGUACUCCCAAGCGCGCGGGUUUUGGGAGGGCAAGGUCUAUAGGUCAAUGCUCGUCCAGCUCACGCAGGCAACAGAGUACGCAAACGCUAUAUUGCAAACCCCCAUCGACGAGCCCAUAUCAAUCACCUCGGCCGUCGCCGGUAAGCCAGAAACCAUCUCCCGCUACGACGCACUCGUGCUCUACUUUGCGGAGUCCGCAGAGGCAAUGCGAAAGCUCAAAAAGAUUGUGACGAACUCCACCCUGUCACGAGAGUCCGACGGGAUCAUAGAGGAUAAGGACGAACUCGAUGAGCUCGACAACUUUGCGGAGAUGGAGCUCCUUAAUAGAAGGAUUAUAGAUAACAUUAAGGCGAUCAAGGCCAUGCCGGAAGUAGCUGGCCGGGUUGUGGUCGAAAGAUUCACAGGCCCGUCCUCCAUGCGCCCGGUCAGCGCCCUGGAACUGGUCUUAAGACAGAUGGCGAAUAAUAUGGAGAAUAUCGAGAACGAGGUUAGAAACAUCACGAAACCCCGCCCUGUCGUCGUGCGCUAUGUAAAUGCGCUCCCUUACCCGCGAGCUGCGGCGGCGGCCGUGCUGGCGCAGAAGCAGGAGGCAGAGGAAAAAACUAGGCUUAUAAAAUUCGUAAGGUCGAGCUCGCCGCCGCUGCCGACAGAGGGCGCCCCCCCCAUACGAAACAUCCACUGUGACAGUGGCGUCUCCUCUACCCGCAUUACCACCUCCAUACCCGCACCCGUCACAACUACCACCAUCCCCGGCGGCAGCAGGGAAUACUCAACCGCAAACAUCACCUUCCGCGGCCUCGAGAUGCGGCGCAAGGACUUCGUCAAGAACAGGAACGCAUUCGGCAGGAUCAUCCCUGUGGACGCACCGCCGCCCAAGGAGGGGCCCAUCGUUGUCAAGGAGGGCACGAUCAGGCACAAGCUGCAGCUGGCGGAGCAGAAGAGGCUGGAGGCGAUGCAGGGACUGGGGUAUAGUCUGAUGGCCGCGUCGCAGCUGGGCGGGUCGGGCGCGGGCGCGGGCGCGGUGGCGGAGGUGAUGAUGAAGGAGGGUGAUGGCGGUGGGGUGAGCACCUGGGAGGGCACGGGCGAGUUUGGCGGGCUUAAUGAUGAGAGCGGGCUGACGCCGCUGAAGAAGGGCGAUUUGUGUGAGCUUCGAAUGAGCGGCGGUGCCCGUGUCGCAAUCUACCUCCGCCCCAGCCCCAACGGCCAACCCACCUCCGACUUCCUCCUUGAAAGCGGUGAGCGAGCCAUGUACGCUGCCGCGCGAGUAUCAUUCGCCAUCCCGUCCUUCAUCAGCGAGAAGAAAGCGGCCGAGAUCAUCCACACGGUAGACAUCAUGCGCUCCAACACCGACCUUCCUCCGCAGCGCCACAGCGAGCUGGUGCUGCCGCGCUCGACGAUGGCGGACGUGAUCCAGAAGAUGCGGACCUUCUCGGACAAGUCGCGGGCGCUGUAUGCGGACGAGAAGGCUAACUUUGUGAAGCUGUAUGAGCGUAUGGCGCUCGAGGGGGAGGACACGGAGCUCACGCUGUUUGAGGCGGCCGAGGAGAUCUUUGGGCAGGCGUAUGGUGAUGAGCAGCUGUAUACGACGCAUCUGGCGCUCAUGGAGGACGGCGUGCGGUACCUGACGGAUAAGGGCGCGCACAGGGCUACGAGCACGUUCAAGGUUAGGGCGAAGAGGGAUGUGAGGAUGAUUGAGUUUGUGACGGAGCAGGUCCGGCUGGGGACGGGUGCGGAGAAGGAGGCGGAUAAGAUUGUGUUUAAGAAGUUGAAGGAGCAGGUGCCGCUGCUGGAGAGCUUUGCGAGAAAGGCGAGGCACUUGAUCGAUAUUAGUCGGAGGAACACGGAGAAGGACUUGCGUGCGAAGGAGGGCCCGGUCACGAGGGUGCCGGUGAAGGAGGUGCAGUGGGACGAGAACGAUAUCAAGUUUAUUGACUACAUCAAGGCGGGCGUGCUGCAGUACGGAUCGCAGUCGGUGCCAAUGGACGGCCUGGUGCCCGUGAUUCUUCGAGCGGUGAAUCGGUAUGAGGGCGAGCUGGACAAUAUCACCGCCUUCCAGUUCAUCGCCGACAUUGGCGCCUGGAAUAAGUGGGAGGACCUUGCACUGCGUCAGAAGAACAUUGCGUUCCCGGGAAUGGGCACGUCGCGCCAGGCCGACGAGGACCAGAAGCGCCUGAACGUGGUGAAUGGGCCGAAGGGCGUCGAGAAGCUGGAGCUCGUCGACGCGAUGAAGGAUAUCCGCAAGGACUGGGGCCGCAUGGAGGUAUUUGCCAUUGACGACAUCACGGCGCACGAGAUUGACGAUGGCAUCUCGCUGGAGAGGAUCGAUAAGGAGACGAACUGGGUGCAUAUCCAUAUUGCGAACCCCACGGCGUGGCUGCCGCCCAAUCAUUGGCUCUCGGACUUGGCGUUCCGAAGGAAGCAGUCGCUGUAUCUUCCGAACCAGGUGCUGCCCAUGCUGCCGGUGGCGCUGACGGAUAAGAUCGGGCUGGCGUCGGGCAGGUGCGUCAUGACGAUGAGUGCGAAGGUUAACAUGGAGGGCGAGGUGCUCGACUUUAACCUGCAGUCUGGGUUCGUGAGGAACGUGAAGCGCUUCACAUAUGAUACCGUCUCGGCGGCGCUGGGCUACCAUCAGUCUGAGUACACGAGCUUUGAGAUUGGAAAGUUCCCAAAGCCCCCGAGGAAGGACACGGCGAAGCCGGACGAGCGCCAGAUCAAGGACCUGAAGACGCUCAACGACAUUGCGCUGGCCUUCCGCAAGAAGCGCGUGCGGAACAACCUCAUCAACGUUAUCACGCCCCGCGUCAAUGUCGAGGUGUACACAGGCCUCAAACCCUUCGUACACCCCACGACCUCCACCAUGCCGUACCUCUACCGCGGCCACCCGGCAAUGCGCUUCAGCAUCGAGUCGUCCACGGCGAGCGAUGACGGCUCGCACUUCCUCGUCUCGGAGAUGAUGCAGCUGGCCAACAGCAUCACCGCAAAGUUCUGUGGAAAGCACAACAUCGCCGUCCCUUUCCGCGUCAUGGAGUACGACUACGACCGCGCCGACCUCGUCGCUUCAUACAAGAACAAGAUCCUCCCCGCGCGCAACGAGCUCGGCAGCGUCAAGCCAGAGCUCGGAAUCCAGUACAUGAUGCUCAUUGGCAAGACGCGGAUCAGCGCAUCCCCCAGCCCGCACAGACUCAUGGGCCUCGACGACGGCUACAUCCGCGCCACCUCGCCGCUGCGCAGAUACUCGGACAUGAUCACGCACUGGCAGAUUGAGUCCUUCCUGCUCGGCAAGGAGCCGCGCACGCAUAAGCAGAUCACGCCGUUUGCGCUCGAGCUCGAGCGCGGGGAGCGCCUCUCGGCGUUUACAAUGAAGGAGAGUAAGCGCUUCUGGGCGGCGGUGGCGAUUAAGCGGUUGAUGGAUCUGAAGGACCCGCAGCUGCCGAAGACGCUGACGUUUAUGGUCAUGGAGAAGGUGCCGCAUCCGAGUAUGAGUAUUGGGCUGGUGUGGGAGCUGGGGAUGGCGGGCAAGGUUGCGUAUGAGAAUUCGGCGCAGGAGAUGGGCGUGAGGGCGGGGGAUACGUUGGAGGUGGAGCCGAUGGUGGCGGUGCCGGGGGAGAGGAUGGUGUGGUUUAAGUAUAGGAGGAUUAUUAAGAGGAGGGAGUUGGAUGAUGUGUUUUUGUGA
Molecule: messenger RNA, 4722 nt
Organism: Morchella importuna
Lineage: Eukaryota; Fungi; Ascomycota; Pezizomycetes; Pezizales; Morchellaceae
Exons: 2
Coding region: 1-4722 (1573 amino acids)
Biological process (GO): mRNA catabolic process
Cellular component (GO): exosome (RNase complex); P-body
Molecular function (GO): RNA binding; 3'-5'-RNA exonuclease activity
Source: RefSeq, a predicted model, not a curated record